AUGUGCCGUCUGUUCCGCGGGACGGGCGAGACGAGGGAUGGCCAGACGACGGAUGGCGAGAAUGGACACAACGGCAUCUCAUAUCACAUUUUAGGGGCGCUCGAGGAAAAAUCAGUCGAGAAGCGAGACAUUUGUUUGCAGCUGGCCUCGAGUCCAAACGUCGUUGCUUUCACCACAAAGGGACCCAGCGAGACAAAGGUGCGGCACAUCGCGGACCACGAACACGAAAAGGCUGGACCGAUGCUUGUCUCCGCACGCUCUACGCUGUCGCCCACGCUUUCGUGCGUCUUGGUUCGGGCAGGCAGAGCAAGGGGAGAGCGGCCAUCGAUGGAUAUUACAGAUGUGAUUUGA
Sporothrix schenckii 1099-18 is the source of this 351-nucleotide messenger RNA. RefSeq lists its product as uncharacterized. The coding region runs from base 1 to 351 and encodes 116 amino acids. NCBI's taxonomy places the organism in Eukaryota, Fungi, Ascomycota, Sordariomycetes, Ophiostomatales, Ophiostomataceae. The record is from RefSeq and is a predicted model, not a curated record. The transcript is spliced from 3 exons.